Drosophila rhopaloa is the source of this 2651-nucleotide messenger RNA. RefSeq names its product LIM and SH3 domain protein Lasp. NCBI's taxonomy places the organism in Eukaryota, Metazoa, Arthropoda, Insecta, Diptera, Drosophilidae. Gene Ontology annotation, cellular component: focal adhesion. The transcript has 7 exons. The record is from RefSeq and is a predicted model, not a curated record. Gene Ontology annotation, molecular function: actin filament binding. Bases 648 to 2651 code for a protein of 667 amino acids.
UCUACUGCGGUCACUCUAAACCUCCAAACGAACGGAAUUAUUUUUAUCGCGGACUGUCGCGUUUUUUCGUUUGUGUCGCGCCUCAAUCAAACUCACCUUAAAAAUAAUACACAAAUAGUAGAUUACGAUUUCUGGGUGUUGUUAUCAAAAAUAACGGCAUUUAAACGACAACUUCGCCUCGACACUCGUUUUCCGAUUUUCUCCUCUUCGCGCGUCGCUUUUACCUGCAGCGCAGUCGCGACAGCUGAAAAUUAAUAAAACUAAAAGAAAAAGUGUAAAUUGGAUAAAAAGUCGCUGGUUGAUCGCCAGUUUUUUAUAUAACAACCAAGCAAACCAGUUAUUAGAUGUUUUUGUGAAUAGUGUGAAACAAAUUCUCGGCCCGUACCUGCGCACACAACAAAUACAUUCCCAUAGUUCCUAUUUCGAUCCGAUCAGCUUCUCAAAUCGCAGAUCACCAGAAAAUCCCAGCAUUCGCAAUAUGCAAAAUUAGGCCGAUUUGAUUUCGUGUGGAUAUCGUGAAGUGGAAUAGUGUCGCUAAAAGAGAAAAUUUAAGAGUUAACAGUAAAGUCCUGGAGUGUAAAUAAAAGUGCUUAUACAUACACACAUUUGAAGAAAUAAUAAAAAACAAAGGAGGAAAAAGCGGCAAGAUGAACAAAACCUGUGCGCGUUGUCAGAAGGUUGUCUAUCCCAUCGAGGAGCUCAAGUGUCUGGAUAAAACAUGGCACAAAACGUGUUUCAAAUGCACAGAAUGCGGCAUGACGCUCAAUAUGAAAACCUACAAGGGCUACAACAAAAUGCCCUACUGCGAGGCACACAUACCGAAGGCCAAGGCAACGGCCAUUGCCGAUACGCCCGAACUCAAGCGCAUCGCGGAGAACACGAAAAUCCAGUCGAACGUUAAAUACCAUGCGGACUUUGAGAAGGCCAAAGGCAAAUUUACACAGGUGGCCGAUGACCCGGAAACGCUGCGGAUCAAACAGAACACGAAGCACAUAUCGAAUGUGGCAUAUCACGGCGAUCUGGAGAAGAAGGCGGCUAUGGAGAAGCAGCGAGGAUCCGCCGAGGUUUCCGACAGCAGCAAUGAAUCGGAAUAUUUCUCUGAGCAAUUGGCAGCUGAACAGUUCUCGCAAUAUGCACCCACAGCCUCACCCAUACCGCCAGCAGUGACAACACUACACCAGCAACAUCAACAGCUACAACAGCAGCAGCAACAACAGCAGCAACAACAACAGCUUCAACAGCAGCAAUACCAGCAACAACUGCAGCAGCAACAACAACUGCAGCAGCAGCAACAACAACAACAUCAACACCAACACUAUCUGCAACAGCAGCAACAAACCCUGCCACCGCCUCCAAUACAACAUCAGCAAUACAACACAGCGGCUAUAACGCCCACAUACCAACAACUCCAACAGCAACAACAACAGCAGCAACAACGAGCACAGCAGCAACUGCACGAUCCUUAUGCACACUAUCAGCAACCGCAGGCUCUGCGCCAGCAGCAACAACAGCAGCUGCUGCAACAGCAAGCCAUUAAACAAGCCUCACAUCUUUAUCCCACAGCAACAUCCCAGCAGCAGCAGCAACAGAUGCCUCCAUCUCAGUCGCAGGCAAAUCCGCAGCAGCAAGCGCUUAACAGCUACAAUGAGAUGCGCUCGGCCAUACUCCAGAAUUCCCAUCAUCCCAGCGGCAAUUCCGUGGAUCAGUACGACCAGGCACAGGCGCACAUUAGCAACCCCACGCUUGUUGCUGCCCCACAGCAGCAGCAAUCGCACCACAGCCUGCUGAAUAACAAUGCCAACAACGGCGGCAGUUCGCACAGCAACCACAGUAACAUCAACAAUAAUGGACACGGCUCCCAAAGCCAAAUGUUGCCGCCUCAAAUGAGACGCUCGGCGGCUAGCGUGGCCUACGAUGGCAACAACAAGCAACAAGUGUCCGCAGGAGCACCACUAGCAGCCGGACCAGGAGUGGCCCAGAAUCACCUGCAGCAGCUGUACGCUUCGCCCAAUUAUACCGCUGUGACACCUUCCGAAAAUUCGAUAAACGUUAAACAGCACGCCAGCAAUGGCCAUGUGCCAAACCAGCAACAGCAGCAGCAACUUGGCAAUAUCGGGAAGAUAGCGGACUACGAUCCGCUGACGGAUGGGCCAAGGGUGGUGCCCAAUGCCGGCAGGUCUAGCACCACUUUGGUCUACAGCUCCGAGCCACGGGGGGGCAAUCAAGGUGGCAAUAGCGUGUACCCGAAGCGAAUUGGUUCCGUGACCGAUAUCGACCCGGCCAAUGGAAUUUAUGGAUCGCUGAGCGGCGCCGAGCAGGCUCACCAGCAGCAGAAGCACCAUCAGUACUAUCAACAGGUGCAGAUGAUGCAGCAGCAGGAACACCCGUCGCAACAACAGCAACAACAGUUGCGCCAGCAGCCAUCCUACUCCUCCCUGCAGGAAAAACAGUCGCGCCAGAGCACUGCAUUGCGCGUCUAUCGGGCCAUAUACGACUACGAGGCGCAGGACGUCGACGAGGUCAGCUUCCGCGAGGGCGACGUCAUCUUCGAGGUGGAGUCCAUCGAUUCUGGCUGGAUGACCGGGCGGGUGGAGCGUACCGGCAAGACCGGCAUGCUGCCCGCCAAUUAUGUGGAACAGGCGGUUAUAUAA